Molecule: messenger RNA, 813 nt
Organism: Arthroderma uncinatum
Lineage: Eukaryota; Fungi; Ascomycota; Eurotiomycetes; Onygenales; Arthrodermataceae
Exons: 1
Coding region: 1-813 (270 amino acids)
Source: RefSeq, a predicted model, not a curated record
AUGAAGAGCCUGAAGAAGAUAUUCAGCUCGAAAAACAGCAAGGCAGGGGAUACGACUUCAUCCUCGAAACCAGCUGCAGAUCACCCCCUAUCGACACCGCGCCUCACUCCAGGAGUCUACGGUAGCUUCCCCAGCCAGUUUAGCAUCUACUUCGCUGGACCCGGCCAGGCCAAGAAGACAGACCACUUCUACCUAGCAACGGACGAAGAUGGGAGAGUUAACCCGCUUAACCUUUUCACCGCUCAUACGGCCAUGGUCAAGCUGCAGGUUAUACUCUACGCUGGUACGGACCUUAACUCUGCACCGCUUGGUCUAGCGGGUACGGAGAAGUUUUUCUCUUCCACGUCGGUGAUUGGGCUGCCUGUGCCCGCUGGUGGUGAGGGAGGUAACCAGAUCGAGCGAAUGACGGACCAGAAGAAGCUUAAGUUUGCGAUUCUCAAUUUCAGCGUUGGUGUUGGUGUUGGCGCGGGGCAGGAGAAGGGGGAUUUCGAAUGGCGGAGUGAUCACUUAUUUUCGACCAAGCCGAGGGAGAUGGUUGAGUAUAGGUUGUCGAGGCUGGGUGCUGACGGGACGGAAGGGGAGGUCGUUGGUAUAUGGAGUAAGAAGCUGGAGAUAGGGGAGGAUUGCAAGAUGGGUACGUUUCGGUUCCAGGGCAGUGGAGCGACGGGGGAGCUGGGAGAGUAUUGGACUCUGAUGGCAGUUAUGUCGGUGAUACGGCUGUGUCAGGUGGAUUGGGUGGCUAAGGGUGCGGCAGAGGGGUUUUUCAAGGCUGGAGGGAAGCUGGCCGGUGCAGGGCUCGGGUUUGCGGUCUGA